Messenger RNA from Blepharisma stoltei, 9600 nucleotides. NCBI's taxonomy places the organism in Eukaryota, Ciliophora, Heterotrichea, Heterotrichida, Blepharismidae. The record is from the annotation of a GenBank genome assembly.
AUGGCCAUCUCUCUCUUCUUCCUAUUUUUGACCCUGGCUUCUUCAAACAUCCUGCCAGAUCAAUCUCAUCCUUACCCCAUUUCUCCUUCAAGCCCUAACUCAAACGAAUCUGGCGUGGACUACUGAUUUUACAUUUCAAUUGACAAUCGCAUUUCAAAGGGCGACUAUUUGAAUAUUAUCUUUCCUUCGCAAUUUACUAACAUCGGUAUGACAAGCAUCACAACCUGCUACAUUAAUGGUGUAAGUCAUUCCUGCAGCAAAUUUAGCGCAAACCAAGCUCAAAUUACAGCGUCACAAGUAAUUCCAGGGAACUCCCGCUUGCAAGUAAAAAUCCCUGGCAUUACAAACCCUACAAGCGAAAUUGGGACUGGUUGGUUCCAGAUCUAUUCACAAUAUGCUGUUGGGUUGCAGAUUAUUGACUCAAAUGAUGCGUUUGGGGUGAUUGGAUUUGCCCCAGAAGUGUCCAGCGUUACUGGGACAAUUGCAAUCGAUUCAACAGGUGGAACAAGCGUGGUGGCAGUAAGCGGGAAUUAUGUUUUUACUAUUACCCUUACUAGUGCUAUUACAGCUGGGACUCAGUUCAGAGUUAAGGUUCCUAGCCCUUAUAGUGCCUUAAUUUUAAUCUUAAUUGCAGGUCGGUCCUGCUUAUUGAUUACGGAGUCACCAAGGACAACUCUUGAGGCUUCAUAUGCUUUGCGAAGCCGACAGUCAAGCUGGGCCGGAUUGAGAUGGCUCUCCACAGCGAAAAUGGAUUGAUAUAGAACUUUCUCUUCAAUAGCGCGAUAAGGCGUGCUUCCUGGUUUGACUAAAAGGUCUUUGGGCCAUGAAAAUCUGAUGUUCCUUCUUUGUAAGAGAGUCAUACAGUGAAAAUAAAGAGUUCUGGCUGAUCAAUCUCGAGAACUUAAAGAGAGGCUAUUUGCAAAUUUACACUUUUGGUUCGUCAAAUGGAUCUGGCGAGCCAAUUCUGGCCGGUACUUGAAAUUAUAAAUGAUAGUUGCCAGAAUUUUAUUAAUUUUCUGAUGGCAAGUAUGAUCAGAAUUUUAAUAAAUGGCACAGGAUAGACAACCCACUUAAAAAAUAUCGUUAAAAUUAAAGUCCCAUUUUAUAAAAGAUAUAAUAAAUUUUUAAAAAUUAUUAUUUUAUUUUAAAAAUAUUUUUAUAUAAAAAAUUUAUUUAUAUUGGUAUAAUUAUUUUAAAAAUUUUAUUUUUUAACAUUUGAAAGAAAUUUAAAAAUAUUAUAAGAAGAAAAUUUUAAUAUCAUUAGUAAAGUUCGUAAAGAGCAACAAGCGCUUAGCGCAAACUUUUGCCUUUAUAAAGCAGUUAAUCAUAAUUAAAUUGGCAUUAUUUAUUAGAAAUCUAUCCUUUCGCAAAAACACAACUCGAUCAACAAGUUUUUAAUUAUUAACUCUAUUUUAAUUUUCUAACAAAAACCAAGUUAGUCAUUAGCAAUUUCGUAAAGAACAACAAGCGCUUAGCACAAACUUUGGCUUUUAUAAAAGCAGUUAAUCAUAAUUAAAUUGGCAUCAUUUGUUUAGAAAUCUAUCCUUCCGCAAAAACACAACUCGAUCAACAAGUUUUUAAUUAUUAACUCCAUUUUAAUUUUCUAGCGAAAACCAAGUUAGUCAUUAGUAAUUUCAUAAAGAACAACAAGCUCUUACUCCCCCCCCCCCUCCGUGAGCGAACAAAACCAUUAGAAAAAUCGCCAUUUUUUGACCAAAAACCCACCCUCCGUGAGUGAACAAAAAUUUUUUUAAUAGAAAAAAUUUUAAUGGAAAAAAAUUUUGAUAUAUAAGUGAUAAUUAGUAUAAUGAAAUCUAGAGCUAAUUCUGUUUAAUUUUAAACAAAUUGCGUUUUAAAACAUAAAUUUUGCAAAUUAAAUUAAUAUUUGCUUCCCAAUUUUUGCAAAUUAGGAUUUUUUUAAAUUUCGAAACAAAUAUUUUUUAUAAAAUUUAUAUAUAAAAUUUUUUUAAAAAAAAAAAAUUAACCCCCCUCCGUGAGCGAACACAAAUUUUUUUUGUUCGCUCACGGAGGGGGGGGGGGAGUUAGCACAAACUUUGGCUUUUUUAUAAGCAGUUAUAAUUAUUACCAAAGGAAUUAUUAGAUCGGUUUGAAAGGAAUAAAGUUGUCUGAUCUUGUGCCAUUUAUUAAAUUUCUGAUCAUACUCACCAUCAAAAAAUUAAUAAAAUUCUGGCAACUACCAUUUUUCAUUUCAAGUACUGGCCAGAAUUGGCUCGUCAGAUUUCAUUUGACGAACCAAAAUGUAGAUUUUUCACACAGCCUAUCUUCAAGUUCUCGAGAUUGAUCAGGCAGAAUUCUUUAUUUAGGCUGUUUUUCUCCCCAUGAAUAAAGAAUAGCAAGUUUUCAUAUGUUUAAGAUCAUCCGGUAAAAACCUAGGAAUGCGCCUUAUCGCGCCAUUGAAAAGAAACUUCUAUAUCACCUUGCUCCUGCUUCGGCACCUGACACUAUAGGACUUUCGAAGUAUUCUCUCUUACUCUUGCGCCUCCUACUUACCUUGGGUUCCAGUGCUGGUGGCAGGCUAUAAACUUUCCGUAGCCGCUUGAGUGGACGAAGGUUCUCAAGACAAAAAUCUCCAAAAAAUAGAAUUUCUUGUAGACUUUCUGAAAAAGUGAAAAGUUCAAAUACCUCGAUGUAACUCCAGUUUACGCUAGAGAUCACCUGAUUGGUGUAGGCAAUAUCUAUAGACAUUGCUGAAUUCCUCUUUUCAACUCAAAGUCCUCCCUUUCAUGUAAAAUCCAACUCUAAAAGCGAAUGAGUGUUAGGCUCCACACAUUGCUGGAAUUGCUUACUAGCAUUGCUGUCCAUUUCUGGAUUGGCAAAAACUUACCAGAUAUAAUUAAAUAUGCUCUUGAGAUUUCAUGGCGGGAAGGUCAUGCCGAGGCCCAGACGCUAUAUUUAAUUAAUUGCCUUAUAGUAUUAGUUCUUCAACUACUUGUACAGUGGUAACAACGACAACACUACUUGGAACUUUUUCUUGUAGCAAAGCUAAUGGAAAUUUAGUCAUUAGCGGAUUAACUUCUACUGUAGCGUCAGGGACUGUGGUUAGCAUUAAGGUUUCUGGGAUUGUAAACCCUAGCUAUGUAAUCGCAGCUUCUUUUGUUAAUUUUAUUAUAGAAACUUUGAGAGAAAAUACUAGCAUAGUCAUUCACAGAGCCACAAUUCCGAAUAUUUUAGGGGUUGCAGGAACAUUGACUGGAAUUACCUUGGCUCCGUUUACAACGAGCUCUAGGUUUACUGAAGGGAAUACUUUAUAUGCAACUUUAACUUUUACAACUGCAACCAAAAUUCCUCAAGGCGGAUCUAUUAUUUUAAUAUAUGAUGCAACUAUUGAUUCUUCAUCAUGCUUAGUCCUUUCUGGGGUUCCUAACACUUCUUCUGGAGCUCGUCCUAGCUGCUCAAUAUCAUCAGGUACGACUGCAACUAUUACAAGUUUUGGCGCUAUUGCUGCAAAAACUACUAUAAAAAUUGUCAAUUUGAUUACAAGUCUAUCUGCAAGCAUCGGGCAAGUCAAGAUCUACACUUAUGACUCAAGUUCAAAUCUUAUCGAUCAAGACUUGACUCAUGGAGGAGUUAUACUUCAGUAUAAUAAUUUAUGAUUGUUAUUAAAUAUUUUUAUAAUAUAAAAUUCAAUCUAGAACAGAAUACUAUGGAAUCAGUCUAUUCUGUUAAUUCUGGAUCUGUCGCAUAUUCGGUCACCGCUUUAAAACAAGGAACAAUCACAAUAAAUAUAGACCCUUACUAUAAUGUAGCUGCAAAUGACGUUAUAAACAUUUAUCUUCCUAAUAAUUUUACAACUACUUCAACUCAGACGUAUACUUGCAAAAUAGGAGGGGUUACUCCAUCUGCAUUUUCAGUGGUCAAUGGGAUUUUCAGCAUAACUGUUGAUGCUGGUACAGUUUUCAGCACAGGAAGCACUACUUCAAUUGUAUUAGGUGCAAGCGGCUCUGGGAUCCAGUUUCCUCCUAACGCAACUUCAUAUUCAAAUAUUAUAGAAUGGGUCAUAAGUAUCACCCAUUCUUCAAACUCAGAAGCAGGUACUUUGCAAUCAUCUUUAAGUAACGCACUUUUUGUGGCCGGAUCUGGCCAUACAGAGCUUUUUUAUUCUGAAGUAACAUCAAAGUACUCUGCAUAUACUUUUAAAAUUCAGACAGAUCUUGACCUUUGGAACAGUGGGACUAGGAAGUUUAUGCUUUCUUUAACAUUCCCUAACGAUUAUUCUAAUGAUCUAGGCACCGGAAUUUCUUCCUCUGGGAGUAUUCCUAUUUAUCUUUCAUCUUUUACCACCACGAACUACACAACCCCAUUAAGUUGCAUAUUAACCCCAGGCUCAACCCCGGUAAUAGUGAUAUCUGGUUUCGAUCCUAUCAAGGCCGGCACAAUAAUUUCGUUUACUUUUUUCAUUAAAAAUCCUACAUCUGCUGGAAGUGGAAAUAUCCAGGUGCAAACAUAUUAUAUAGAUUAUAACUCUAUAGAAACAAUAUGCCAACAAGGAGAUUUGGCUGUAACCUAUACAACAUCAGUUACAGCUUGAGAUACAAUGAGUGUUACAACCAGAAACACAACAGUUGUCAGUACUUCUACAUGGUUUAUUUUAGAUUUAUUACUAGCGAGCACAGCUUCUGUUGCUAAUGAUUACCUCAUGAUCAAUUUUCCUGGCGAAUUUACUAUAGACACUAAAAAUUUUGUAGCGAAGAUUGAUGGAGAGGCAGUUGAUAAGUAUGUGAUUUAUGCGAAUUCAUAUCAGCCAAGUAUUGUUUUGAGCUUAGAAACAAUAAUAUUAAACGCUAGUCCAUCUGCUGCUAAUGAACUUAUACUCGAAGGAAUUAUCAAUGCUCCAUAUGUAGGCUCUGCAUCUGGAAGUUCUGGUGUAAUUGGUGUAGGACUAAUUGAUGGGACUUCGCAUCAGAUCCUAAUUACCCACCUUGUUAAAGAGUAAAACCAUGAGAAAAUUAUAUAUUUUUGGGAAAUCAAUCCCCUUCGUUAGUAACUCCCCCACUGUUAGCGAACAAAAAAAUAUCGCUCGCUCAUGAAGGUAAUUUUUUGCUUUUUAAAAUUUUAUAGUAAAUUUUUUUUUCGAAAUUUAAAAAAAAAACCUCCCAAUUCGCGAAAAUUAAAUCAAAUAUUUAAAAUUUAUGUUUUAAAAUGCAAUUUGUUAAAAAUUAAACAGAAUGUACUAAUUAUCACUUAUCUAUCAAAUUUUUUUCAUAAAAAAUGAUUUUGUUUUCUUGCGAAAGGUGUUGGGCAAAAAAUAGAGAUUUUUCUAAUGGUUUCGUUCGCUCAUGGGCUUAGGAGAGUAAGCAAAUAAUUUUUUUUGUAUCAAACUUUAUUUUAAUAUGUAUUUACUCUAAUAAUCAAGCCAACUAUUAAACUUUAGACACUUCAUUUCUAAACAUAAAAUUCAUAAAUUAAAUUAGAUUUUCAAAUAUUUAUAAUUUUAUAAAGCCAAAAAUAUGAUAUUAAUAUAAAUUUGAAAAAAUAGCUUUGCUUACUCCUCCUUAUCCUCCUCUGUGGUCGAACACAAUCAUUGGAAAAUUCCCAAUAUUUGCCCAAAAAUGCUUCCUUCCUGAGCAAAAAAAAAAUUUUAUAAAAAAAAAUAUUGUGAUAUAUAAGUGAUGAUUAGUAUAAUGAAAUCUCGACCAAAUUCUGUUGGAAUUAAACAGCUUGCAUUUUAAAACGUAAAUUUUACAAUUUAAAUAAAAUAUAUGCUUCUCAAUUUUUGCGAAUUGGGAUUUUUUUAAAUUUUGCAAAACAAAAUUUACUAUAGAAUUUAUAUAAAUUUUAAAAAAAUCCUCUCAAGCUUUUGUUCGCUAAUGGAGGUGGGAAGGAGUUAACAAGAAAAAAUUAAUGCUCGCUAGUCAAGGGGCAGUAAGCUACUCAACAGAUAGUUUGUCAGCUAUCACUUCAGAUACAUUAAAAGUUACAAUUAUACCGAACAGCUAUAUAGCUAACCAUUGUGAUGUGACAUAUAAGUUCAGUAUAACUACAGCUCAUGGGAUUCCAUCUAGUGGAACAAUUCAGAUAAGUUUUCCGGUAGGAUUUGACUUGGAUUAUUUUAGCUGCUCUUAUUCAUAUUCUAUAUCGAGUGCAGGUGCCUGUGCAAAAUCUGGCCAAAUAAUAUCUGUUAGUGGUUUUAGUGCAAUUGCAAGUGGCACCUCAUUUAACGUUAAUGUCCUCUCUGUUAAAAAUCCUAAUUCAGGAGCUAGCGGGACUUUUACCAUUACAACAACCUAUACAUCAAGCACAUCAACUGUUAUUGAAACAAAGACAGCAUCUGGCUUUACUCUGACUACAACUGACUCGGCAGAAUACUCAAAUAUAUAUAAAAUUGCAUUCUACCCCGACACAAGUGGGACUAAAGGCCAAAUGCAGCUCGAUUUUGCAUUGAAUUCAUCAGUUCCUACACAAGGGGACCUGUACAUAGAAUUCCCCAGUAGCUUUUCAUCCUUGCCAUCCACUAUGACGAAAUGAAAUUGCCUUUUGAACGUCCAGUAUUCGUCUUGCUCUAUAUCAGGGCAGAAAAUAACCAUAGUCCCUGCCACAAGUUUCCCAACAGGCAUUAAUAUGACUUUGAUUAUCCCUGAAAUUACAGUCCCAUCUACAAGCUCGACUCCAGUUAAAAUUUCAGCUUACUUGGAUUCUACAGUAAUGGCUGAAAAUCCGCCAAGCCCAGGAAGCUCAUUUUAUAUUACGACAGGAACAGUCACUCCAGGUAUAAUCCAAGGCACCUUGACAGCUUGGCCAAAAAAUGCAGCUGAAAUAGCGUUUUACCAAUUCGUACUUAAAUCAGCGACUGGUAUUACAACUACUACUCAAAUUUUGGUAUAUUUCCCAUCAGAAUUCCCAAGAAACCUUGGAGACUUGAUGGCAUACUCCAAUUGCAGUACUAGGAUGGAUGGAAAAUUGCUUAUCGUAUCUAAAAGUAUGGUUCAUGGAGUACUUUUGCAAGGCUUUGUAAGUGUCGCUUCAAAUCAGCCAUUCACUAUUUUAUUUGAAGGUGUUAGAAACCCUGAAUCACCGACUUCGACUUCAGUGUUUUCUAUAGUAACAUUACUUAAUGGAGCAAUUAUAGACUCACUAUCUACAUCUCUGACUGUCAGCAUUUCAUCGAUACCAUCUAUCAUGGAUUUAGUAAGUAUCAGCCUUGAAGAUUAUUCUAUAAGGGCUACCACAGACUAUACAUUUUUAGCAAAUCCUUCAUAUAUCCCUUCAACUUUCCAAGUGUGGGUGUGGUUCCCAUAUCCCCAGUUUUCUAUAGAGCUUUAUGGACUCGGUGAUAUUUUUGAAUGCAGCAGCAAAUCUGUUUCUAAAAUUUCAGGAGCCGGCACUGCUUGACCAUCAACUACUCCUUCUUGCUCGAAUACUCAUAAAAACCUUGUAGUUUUCGAUGCAACUGGAUCAGGGUUUUCUUCUUCAAACUACUUACAAGUAACGAUUGAAGAUCUAAAAUCAACUGGCUCUGCUGGAAUAGUUAAUAAUUUUGUGAUGAUGAUUUUUGAUAAGAGCUCAUUGUCGAUUACAUAUAGAAAUUAUGGGAUUGCUUCGACAGAUGGCAAUGUAGAAUAUUUAGAAGAUAAGGCCCAGAUCUUCGUUGGGUCUCAAGAUGCAAGAAUAUCUGUUUCACCAGGGACAACAAGUAAUUUCACUAUAUACACGUCUAGUGAAUAUAUGCCAGCAAGACAAACGUUGACAUUUACUUAUACUAUUUUGGGCAGUAAUGCAACUAAUAAUAUAGCAAUUGAGCCAAAUAUCAUUCAAAUUACACAAGGAGAGUCGUCAGUGACUUGCUUUGUGACUUGCUCUGCAGAAAUUGUAAGAGGAAACUAUACGAUAAAAUGGAAUAUGACUGGAGAUACAUAUGGACUUUAUAGUGAGCCUGCGUUUACCUUAUUAGAUGUCUCAUCCAGACGAAUUGUGAAGAGAAAGGUUUCAUUUGAAGGAAUUCCUACAUUGAUGAUUGGAGGCACGUCGAUACCUUUGUAUGUGUACUUACUAUGCAAACAAAAUCAUUGGAAAAAUCCCCUUCUUAUUCGAACAAAAAAAUUUUUAUGAAAAAUAAAUUGAUAUAUAAGUGAUGAAAUUUCUAGCUAAUUCUGUUUUAUUUCGAACGAAUAGCAAUUUUAAAACAUAAAUUUACAAAUUAAAUAAAUAUUUACUUUUAAUUUUUGUGAAUUGGGAUAUUAUAAGAUUUAUAUAUAAAAUUUUGUAAAAAAAUUAAACUCCUCCCCAUGAGUGAACAAAAUUUUUUUUCGCUCACGGAGGUUGGGAGAGUUAGAAGCUGCUCCCGAAGAUGGUUUGACGAUUGUUGCCUCACCACCUAGCCUUAUUACAGUAUCCGCCAUAUCAUUUUUGCCAGGGCAGUUUGUGACCAGUUUUACUGUUACUGUAGCUUCCACAGCCUAUGUAGGAAGUGAAACCAUAAAUUUCACCUUAUCAGGAACAAACUCAGACUGGUUUUAUUUAGACUACACUUCUUUAACUUUUGAUUUAACGAAUUAUGAUGUUACAGCUCCAGCAAUUUCUUCGUUUAUUGUUAAUAAUCCAAAAAAUAGAAAUUAUAUAGACAUCACAAUGCAAACCACUGAGGCGUGUACUAUUUAUUGGACCUUUGGAGAAAGAGGAUUAGAUGUGCCAAGUAAUGCCACUUUGAUAGGCUCAGCCAAGAAUAAAACAGCUGGGUAUCAUCUUGAAUAUAUCGGAGAUAGCUGGCUUUAUAACUUCAGAGUGAAUAAUCUAAUAGCUGAGCAUGACUAUGUGAUGUAUGGAAUUUUGGUGGAUUUGAAUAAUAACGAGAUGGAUGACGUUUUUAGUGUCGACUUAUAUACAGAUGAUCUCCCUGAUUCUGUGCAAAUAACACUGAAAUUUGGCAGUUUAACUCCAACUGCAGAUCAAGCUCAGUCAACUGUAAUAGCUGCUCUUAGCACCCUUUUAGACUACGACCAAUCCUUGAUUUCUUAUGUGCAGCCUACGUCUAGGAUGCUAGACACUCUUACUUCAGCUUCUUAUAUCAUUUAUAAUAGUGCUACAUCUACAGCAUUAGCCCCACAAGAAAUCGUCAGAUACAUGCUAAACUCUAAUGAUCUUAACCGACUUCUAGCACCAUCGAGCAUAUCAAUUGAUCUGACUUAUAAUAUUGUAAAAUCAAUGGUUUAUAUAUCUAACCCAAGGCCAACAUGGUAUACAUAUCCAACUGUCAAGACAACAACAAAUACAACUGUUAGUGUUGCUCUUGCAGUAACCACUUCAGGGACACUUUAUGCUGAAAUCAUUCCAGAUGGAAGUGAAAUUCCUUCAUCAAGGCAGGUAACUCUAGGACUGGAUGCAUUUGCAGAUAAAGCUACAGUGUAUUCUCAAGCCAUAGUGGCAAAUACUUCAGUGACUGUGACAUUUACUGGAAUGAGCCCAGCAAGCAGCUAUACUAUUGUGAUUACAGCAAAAAAUAAUAAUUCAAGGCUUCCUAGAAUUAUGAGCGAUAGAGUAAUGGCAGCUCUAGAAAUUAUUACGCAAGCUACGUCUGCUACGACCACUACUACUAGUGAGGGGAUUUGUUUGUUUAUUUCGUGCCUUCUCUCGCUAUUUUUAUAA